Messenger RNA from Eucalyptus grandis, 1355 nucleotides. Its product is annotated as superoxide dismutase [Fe], chloroplastic. The coding region runs from base 80 to 997 and encodes 305 amino acids. The transcript is spliced from 9 exons. Gene Ontology annotation, molecular function: metal ion binding; superoxide dismutase activity. Gene Ontology annotation, biological process: superoxide metabolic process. The record is from RefSeq and is a predicted model, not a curated record. Lineage: Eukaryota; Viridiplantae; Streptophyta; Magnoliopsida; Myrtales; Myrtaceae. Gene Ontology annotation, cellular component: chloroplast nucleoid.
UAUAAAUUAAUAAUGCCAUAUCCCGUAGGCUUCGAACUUGGGAAGACAUUAUCCCUGUUUGUUACGCUGUCCUUCGACAAUGGCCGCAGCUGCUACUAUUUCACCGCCAUGCGCCCUCCUUUCUUACCAAGGACUUCGUGGAGCUCUGGUUUCAACCCGUACCUUCCAAUCCGCAAAGAACCAGAGACAAUGUGGAAGGGCUGUUGCUGCUCCAAUUUCUGCUAAGUUUGACCUAAAGCCUCCACCUUAUCCACUGGAUGCUCUGGAGCCACACAUGAGCCGGGACACAAUAUCAUAUCAUUGGGGAAAGCACCAUAGGGGAUAUGUUGAAAAUCUCAACAUGCAAAUAGUUGGGACUGACCUAGAUGGGAUGUCAUUGGAGGACAUUAUCAUUCUUUCAUACAACAAGGGCGACAUUCUUCCUUCUUUCAAUAAUGCCGCACAGAUAUGGAAUCAUGACUUCUUUUGGGAAUCAAUGGUGCCAAAUGGUGGAGGAAAGCCAUCUGGUGACCUCCUAGAACUGAUUGAGAGAGAUUUUGGUUCUUUUGAGAAGUUUAGUGCAAAAUUCAGGUCAGCUGCAUCUACACAAUUUGGCUCUGGUUGGGUGUGGCUUGCAUACAAAGCAAAUAGGCUCAACGUCGGUAAUGCUAUUAAUCCACGCCCGUCCGAUGAGGACAAGAAGCUUGUGGUGGUGAAGAGUCCCAAUGCUGUGAAUCCUCUCGUCUGGGAUUAUUUGCCUCUUCUCACUAUUGAUCUCUGGGAGCAUGCCUACGACCUUGAUUAUCAGAGUCAUCGAGCUGAUUAUGUAUCUAUGUUCAUGGAAAAGCUAGUGUCAUGGGAAACAGUGAGUGCCAGACUAGAGAUGGCGAAGGCUCAAGUUGCUGAAAGAGAGCGGGAGGAGGAGAAGAGGAAAUAUGAGGAAGACAAUGAAAGCUCCAGCAAUGAAGCUGUUGAGAUGUAUCUGGAUAGUGGGACCGAGGAUUCAGAAGCGGAAUGACCCCAUGUGAUCUCUUGGCUGCAGUUGUAUCAUUAUGGUCAUCAAUCGCUUGCACAUUGGAACAAAACAGAUCAGAGACUGAGCAAAGCAGAGGGCUACAUUUAUCACAAUAAAUGGAUCGUUCCGCCCAGCUUGAAACCUCGCAACAGAGGCGCAGAGAGGAUGCGCUUGCAAAGGCACUCGUGAACAUUGCGGUGUGUAACAGUUUCGUUCUCUUGAGAUUCGAAGAUGAAAAAUGCCCAACAGCGCUUGACUUUGAAUGGGUUCCCAUGGGAGUUGUGACAAGCCCAGGCUUAACUGUAUGACCGUUCAUCUCACCUGUUCCGAUUAUUAUAUGGGUUAAUAACUGUUGCACUCA